AUGUCUAAAUAUCCUGCUGUCAUAUCAGCUAGUCAUUCCAAUUCGACUCGUUUUCGUCUCGUCGAACCGAUUCGAUUGAAUGAUGAAUUCGAUAGAUGGGAAUAUGAUCAUUUACGUGGUCUGUUUGAAUUGGAGCUUGAACCUCAUGGUAGCAACACUCGAUUUCCAACUCGAUGGCAUUUAGCUGAUAAUGUUUCGAUCUACUGUCGUAUCAAUACCAUUAAUUCAAGUGAACAAAACGCGUCAUCGUCACAUUUCGAUAGAUUACACACGGAUUCCCUUGACGCAUUUGUUCAGGAUGUUUGUGCACACGAGAAUAAUAAUCGAAGCAAUGAGUGGUUAAAAGCACUCAGAGAUGCAGAUAUAUUGCACUUUGAACAUUUGACCAGUCUAGAUCGAACGGAAUGGGAUAGAAUUCCCGGAUUGACCGUGAACGCAAAGCGAAUAUUGAGAGCAGAAGCUGAUCGACAUCGAACAAGUACUGUCGGAGAACAACGUCGACAAAUUACGAAUAAUUCUGAAGAUGAAAACAAAGAAGAGAUUGAGCAUCUUGCUACAUCAGAGAAUUUAUCAACUUCUAUCUCUGAACUUUAUGCUAAUAUACAUUUGAUUAAAUUAUAUAUGUGGCAUGUAUUACGUGAUCAACCAGCAGUAAAACGUUUUGGCAAUUUAGCUAAAAUUGAAACAAAAUGUUUAGAUGCAGCAUUCGAAGAGAUGAAAUUUGAAGGUUUUGCCGAUGACGGCUUAUUUUCGAGAAUGAAAGAAUUUUUUCUUCCACUCACUAUUUCUCAACAAGAAUUUCAUAUACAUUGGUCAUCGGACGGACGUAUUCAACGUACUUGGUUAGAACGACGUGAUAAGUUACGUGAAAAUCUCAAAGAACUCGAAACGAAACUUAAGAAAGAGAUAAAAGCCUAUCGGACAUGCUAUGAGGAAAUUAGUAAAGUAGAGGAAAGUAUUAAUGAUGAACAGCAACAUUAUUCUAGCAGAGUAGAAACGUUGAAUUCAAAAAAUAACAAUACUAAACAAAUACGAACCAUCAAUCGAUUGCUAGAAUCCGUACGGAGGUCAAAAAAGCCGAGUAAAGAACAAGUUGAAGCUCUUCGUCAAGCACAUAGAGAAUUUGAAGAGCAUAAGUCCGAUCUACUUCGAAAAUUGGAUAAGUUAACGGAAAUGAAAAAUGCUAUUCAAAUGAAAAUCACGGAUUUUGAGACACAAAUUGAAGAAGAAAAGGCACGUUUGAAUAUGAUCGAAACGAAAUUGAACACACCUCAACAACCUGUUGAUAAUCAAUUAGUCAAACCUCCUCGAGGUCUCAUUCUUCAUGGCCCUCCUGGUACUGGUAAAUCAGAUAUAUUGAGUAAAUUGGCGAAAAAAAUGGGUAUAGUAAUGGUAAGUGCACCAUUAGCAGCUGGUGAAUUGAAUCGACCACUCGUUGGCGAGAGUGAACGGAUAUUGAUUGCACUAUGUUCACGUUGUUAUCAAAUACCUUAUGCCAUGUGCUGUGUAUCAAUUGAUGAAAUUGAUUCAUUAGCACCUAAACGUGAUGAAGAUUCAAGUGAAGGCAAAGUAGAUAAGAUCUCUGUGCUUUUAUCUCUAAUUGAAGGCAUCAAAGAUGUACCUAAUCUAAUGAUAUUAAGUGCUACUAAUCGUUUGCAUAUGAUGGACGAAGCAUUUUUACGUCGUAUGUCAGGCAAAUUUUUCGUUGGUCGACCAUCAUCAAAAGCACGUACUAGUAUUCUUCGAAAAAUACCUUUUUGGGCUCUUGAACCGGAAAUACUCGAUCGACUUUCAAUUGCUACAACAAACUUUAGUGGAGCUGCUGUCAAAGCAUUGACUCGAGCAAUCACUGUUAAAUGUAUUAAAAUGAAGCUUUCUGAACCGAUGGCUGAAAUUGAAGCACUCAAACUCGCCGAUCUUAUAGCUAAACAAUAUCAAAUAUUUAUUGGUAGUGAAACAUUACCUCGUUUGCUUUUACGUAAUCUACUUAUUGAAUCUAAUCAUCAUAUUCAUCAAUUAUCCGGAAAUUUUAAAUAUACAGGCCGUAUGAUUGUAGAUUUACAGAAUCAACGUAUACGUAUCGAAGUAAUUAAACAGAAAACAGAUACAAAAAACAGUCAAUUAUCCGUUGUCGAACGUGCUUUAAAUCCGAAUGAAACCAAUGUUCAAACUCUACUGGAACGUUUAACAGCUUAUGGAAAGAGUCGUAAUGUUCAACUUCUUCAAUUAAUUGAUCUUAAUUUACUUGCUUCGCAAGGUGCUUACGAUGAGAAAAAAGUCUAUGAAACAUUAAAAGAUCGUUAUGAUGAAUGUGUUUCUUAUACACGUUCAAUGAUUGUCUACGAUCUAGAUGCAUUAGUCGGUAUAAAUAAAUCAGAAUCAAGUUCUAAUAUGGGCCAAUCAAUCUCGUAUUCGGUACACAAUCAAAGUAUUUAUACAUAUGUACUUGCUCGAUUUCGUGAUCGAGCUAUGGAAGAUAUUCAAGAAGAUGACACUGAUAAUGUUGAACGAUGGGCAAUAGCGGUGAUUCGUGAACCAUUUCUUUUACGUCAAUUUUCUGAAGAUGCACAAUUUCCACGUACAUAUCAAGAACAAGAAGAAUUACAGUUAGAACGACGCAUGGCUGAAGAACUUAUCAAAUGUGUCAAAUGUAAAGAUUUCUAUACUGAAAAUGAAAAUCGCAUGGGUAGUUGUGUUCAUCAUGAUGGUUUUGUCUAUGACAAUGCAGCAGCCGAUCUGACAACAUAUGCACCAAGUGGUGCAGCUAAGAUCUUAAAUAAACUCGAACAUAAGGCUCUCAAUGAUACUAGUGAACGUAAUGGAUUUGAACGACAAAAAAUAAAAUUCAAAUGGAUUUGUUGCGAUGAAACAUUUACAACUGUAUAUAAAGGUGGUUGUAAGAAAGGUAAACAUGGAUUUUUUCUCAAUGACAAUGAAUCGUUGGGCCGACAGGUAGACAAUAAGCGAGUCAAUCGACGUAAACAGGCAACGAUAGAACAGUGGGAAGACUUUUGUUGUGCCAAUGAAGAAUAUGAUGCAAAAUGGCAGUCAUUAUUGAAUGAUUAUUGA
Messenger RNA from Rotaria sp. Silwood2, 3069 nucleotides. The record is from the annotation of a GenBank genome assembly. NCBI's taxonomy places the organism in Eukaryota, Metazoa, Rotifera, Eurotatoria, Philodinida, Philodinidae.